AUGACCAAUAACAUGCUGCCACGCGGCCAUCUUGAGCGAAUUUGGGCGCACGUACCUCACCUACGCAACAAAGAGAAGUACCGCAUGUUGAAACCCGACGACUUCACCCAAGAGAUAAAGGUUCUGUCUAAUCCCUACUGUGGGAACCAUUAUCCCUUUAUGCCCGCUGUACCAAACGAGACCUUUGGUGUAGCAAAUGAGCUAGGGGUGCAGGGUCGUUUCGCCCAAAGCGCCCUGUACCCCGUGGGUGAAGCCUUGAAUCACCUGAACUUGGAUAUGUCCUUUGGUGACUCACAGCGGGGGGUUAACCGCCGGAAGGGUGAUAAGAAAAAGAAGCACGGUCGUGACGAGAGCGAAUAUGAGGUGGUCAAGAAAGAGGGGAAGAAGGGAACUCUGGUUCCAGACAUCGUCCUCGUCGAAGACGAGCGCCACACGAUCCGAGUCUUGUGCGAGGUGAAGACGCACUGGGCGUAUGGCAUCUAUACGGUCUAUGAGUAUACUUGGUUCUUAAAAAGGGUCGAUGACACCCAAUUUACCCUGUCUCAGCCAAUAAGUGCCAGUUCUGUCUCAACGUCUAGUGCCCUAUCGCUCCGGAAAUGCCUACUGGCUCUUGUCAUCGCGGGCGCUGAUGAAGAAAGGAGCUACUACCCUGCCAGAUAUAGCAAACGUUUACAGUUGCAUAGCAACGACAAAAUCACUAAGAGGACGACCUUCAUCCAGCCUCCGAAUGUAUUGUUUGACCCUAGGCAGACUGAGGGUGAAAAACGAUACACUCUUAGCCGGAUUACAGUCUGA
Aspergillus neoniger CBS 115656 is the source of this 795-nucleotide messenger RNA. RefSeq lists its product as uncharacterized. The record is from RefSeq and is a predicted model, not a curated record. NCBI's taxonomy places the organism in Eukaryota, Fungi, Ascomycota, Eurotiomycetes, Eurotiales, Aspergillaceae. The transcript is spliced from 4 exons. Bases 1 to 795 code for a protein of 264 amino acids.